AUGAAGCUGGGGCCCACAUCUCCUCAGCACCUCAUGGCACUCUGCCUGCCCUUCCAACACUGGCCCUUCCCCUCUGUGCCCAUAGCUCUGUGUGACAUGGGUUAUGGCACCGAGGGCGGGACAGUGCUCAUCACCUGCCAUCACUGUGGCCCUCUGACACCCUGUGCACAUGUUGGCCCACCUCACCCCGUCACCCCAUCCGCCCACUGGAACACCCCCACCCCACAGAGCUGCCUCCUCCACGCCUGGGCCACCGCAUAA
Knipowitschia caucasica is the source of this 261-nucleotide messenger RNA. Lineage: Eukaryota; Metazoa; Chordata; Actinopteri; Gobiiformes; Gobiidae. The record is from the annotation of a GenBank genome assembly.